UUAUCUUAAUUCAAAGUGAAAACAUCAUCUAAUUUUUCAAUCUCAGCAAAAUGCAAAGUGUUGAGUAUGUUAAAUCUCAAAUCAUCUGGAGAGCUCCAGAAUUUAAAAUUGAGAAUACCAGCCUAGGUGCAGCUAUUUUAGAAAAACUCAAACACAAUGAUCCCAAGAGAAUAUUUGAAGUGCUUCACGAUAGUGACACGAAAGUCACCGUGAGACAAGUCCGUCAUCAAACAAUAACCGCUGCGCAAAAUCUCAUGAACUUGGGUGUGAAAAAGAACGAUAGAGUUGUCUUCUUCACUUUGUUGAACUUGAAAAUAACACCACUUACGUAUGCCUGCUACACAAUCGGUGCACCAGUGUGCUUCUUCGAAACGUAUCUGGAACAAGAACACGUACCUGCCUACCUGCAGAUGCUCGAUCCUUCUGUGAUCAUCUACGAAGAAAGAUUCAAGUCUAUGGUCACAGAGGGCUUGAAAAACCUUAUUCUAACGAAUCUAAGCCAUGUGCUCACUUUGGACGGUGACCAACAGUCUGUUGAGGAGUUACUCUUUGGACCAGUCGUUGAUAUUGAAAGCUUUAAAGCUCCUGACAUUGGAGACCCAAGGACACUACCGGCAAUUUUGGGGUUCACAUCAGCAACCACUGGGCUACCAAAAGUUAUAAUGAAUUCCCACGCUAUGGUUAGACAUUCUGCUUAUAACGGAUGGGAAGCAGAUCCAGAAAGUGUUGUUAUGGUUCUAAGUGAAAUCCGUUGGUGUUGUCAACAGGUGGCUAUGAUUCAACCAGCACUACUUGGGGUCAAGCGAAUUUACAGCUCAACACCUCCACUGGAGCUUACAGGCGAAAUCGUGAGGAAAAUGAUUGACAAGCAUCAAGUGACACAUUAUUUCGAUGUUCCAAGGUUUAUGAGAACCGUAUUCGAAGUAGUAGAACGUUCGAAAGAAAAUGAGCCAUUAACCCUCUCAUCACUAAAAUUUGCUUGGAUUGGUGGUGAAAGUGAUGGAGGAGUGUUAGAAGCAUACAUUGCAAAAAUAAGGCCUCAUUGUAGGUUCGUUAAGUGCUAUGGAAUGACCGAAGUGGGUAACGCAAUUGCCACUACGGAACAGAUCCCAACCAAACAAAAUAUAAAUGGCGGUAUUUUGAAAAAAGGGUUUGUACUAAAACUUAUGGAUAAGAAUGAAAACUCUCUUGGACCAAAUCAAAUUGGCCGAGUGUGUAUUAAAGCAGCUGCACCAUUUUUGGGUUAUUUGAAAAACGAUAUGGCCAACAUGGAAACUUUCAUUGAAGGAGGUUGGCUCAAUACCGGAGACCUGGGAAUUGUGGAUUCAGAUAAUUUUCUUAGUAUUUUCACCAGAGAAAAGUAUACUUUGAAAUAUGCUGAUGGAACAAUGCUUAUUCCAAAUUCAGUGGAAAACUUCGUUAAUAAUUUUGAAGAUGUUCAUUCGUCAGCUCUAGUAGGAAACUCCAGUGCGGACAAUCCCAAACAAUGUUGUGGAACAAUCUUUGUAGUCCUUCGAAAGGGUAUUCCUAAUUCGGCUGAUUUUGAAAAUAGUUUUAGAGCUUAUUUGAGAAAAGAAUUAGCCAAGAAGCAACUAGAAAUUAUCAAGUAUUUCAAAGUAUUAGAUGAUCUUCCGUAUACGAGUUGCUUCAAAGUUGAUAGAAUGGCCUUGAAAUAUAUGGUUAAUGGAGGUUGUAAAAUUUAAUCUAAUAUUGAAAUUUAAAUAUUA
Messenger RNA from Eupeodes corollae, 1727 nucleotides. RefSeq lists its product as uncharacterized. The transcript has 2 exons. The coding region runs from base 51 to 1703 and encodes 550 amino acids. Gene Ontology annotation, biological process: long-chain fatty acid metabolic process; fatty-acyl-CoA biosynthetic process. NCBI's taxonomy places the organism in Eukaryota, Metazoa, Arthropoda, Insecta, Diptera, Syrphidae. Gene Ontology annotation, molecular function: long-chain fatty acid-CoA ligase activity. The record is from RefSeq and is a predicted model, not a curated record.